This is a messenger RNA of Nannospalax galili (Upper Galilee mountains blind mole rat), 788 nucleotides long. Its product is annotated as phosphorylase b kinase regulatory subunit beta-like. The transcript has 8 exons. The record is from RefSeq and is a predicted model, not a curated record. Lineage: Eukaryota; Metazoa; Chordata; Mammalia; Rodentia; Spalacidae. The coding region runs from base 58 to 747 and encodes 229 amino acids. Gene Ontology annotation, cellular component: phosphorylase kinase complex. Gene Ontology annotation, biological process: glycogen metabolic process. Gene Ontology annotation, molecular function: calmodulin binding.
UUUUAAAAUUGGUGUAGUUUAGCCUGCAACGCUUAUGAUAAGAGUCGGCAGUUUGAAAUGGCCAACCCACCUGAUGCGGCCUUCUCUUCACCUGCUUUCUUAAGGUCUGGCUCAGUUUAUGAACCUCUUAAGAGCAUUAAUCUUCCAAGACCUGAUAAUGAAACUCUGUGGGAUAAAUUGGAUCAUUAUUACAGAAUUGUCAAGUCAACAAUGCUGGUGUAUCAAAGCCCAACCACAGGCCUCUUUCCUACUAAAACAUAUGGUGGAGACCAGAAGUCCAAGAUCCACGAAAGUCUGUACUGUGCUGCAGGAACCUGGGCUUUGGCUCUUGCAUACAGGCGCAUUGAUGAUGACAAGGGAAGGACACAUGAACUGGAGCACUCUGCUAUAAAAUGUAUGAGAGGGAUUCUCUACUGCUAUAUGCGUCAGGCUGAUAAGGUCCAGCAAUUUAAGCAGGACCCACGCCCUACAACAUGCCUUCACUCCGUUUUCAAUGUGCAGACGGGAGAUGAGUUGCUGUCCUAUGAGGAAUAUGGCCAUCUUCAGAUAAAUGCAGUGUCACUCUAUCUCCUUUACCUAGUGGAGAUGAUUUCCUCAGGACUCCAGAUUAUCUAUAACACUGAUGAGGUCACUUUUAUUCAAAACCUUGUAUUUUGUGUAGAAAGAGUUUACCGUGUUCCUGACUUUGGUGUUUGGGAAAGAGGGAGCAAAUAUAAUAAUGGCAGCACAGAACUACAUUCAAGCUGAUCACUGCUGUGUGAGGGAGAGUUACUAUAUAGGCUGACCAG